UCUCGCGCAGCGCGCUAGUCGCCUCGACCGCGAACACCCGCGCACACGUUGCGUCUCCGCGCGCACACCGGCUCAAUGCAACACGUUUGUCGAUAACGCGCUCUAUUUGAACGUAACAAUCAGUCUAACUGCACAAUCGAACCCAUUCACACUUACUACGGGUCAUUAUCGAAUUACGAUUUACGUCGCUCCAAAUUUUACAAUUGCUUCGUUGGAGCGAUAGUUCUGAAACCGGCUUCGUGACCAUAUGAUCCGUAUGAGUGGAACUGUUCAGCCUGAUUUCCGAUAUCAGUGAGCAGCAGUCACGAUGUGGAUUGUAAGCUGAAGUGCUCUUUGGAUUUUGUUUUGUGUAGACGCUGAAGGAAUGUGACAUAGUGACAGAAGACUAUUAUUUUAAGUGUCUGUGAUUAUUUUGUGACAUGAUUGUGUUGGAGAUGUGAAUGUUGACGUUGAAUUGAAUGUUUUUGUGUUGUUAUUGAUUAAGUGCAAUGGCUGGUGCUAGUGAGGAGGGUGGUGGCGUGGAGGAGGCCACACCUGUGUCUACAGGGGAAGGUCGCACCAAGCGUGGACUGAGUGGCUCCAUGUCUUUGCGUACGCGCAAGCUCGGCCGCCGCCUCUCGCGGUCCAUGUCUAUCGUAGCUCUGAAGCUACCAGAGAAGGCGCAGAGCAUCACACGCUCGUCGUCGAAGCUCAUGCGAUCUGGUAACCGCGACAAGAAGAACAGAUCGUUUGAGCUCUCUAUCAUAUUACCAGACAAAACACAGAAACAGGUGACAGUGGCGGGAAACAACACGGUGGCGGAGAUCGUUUGCGAGCCGCUGAACGACAUCGGAGCUGUUUUAGUGGGAUCGCCGAGCAGGCCUCUGUCGGCCCCGCAGUCUCUGCCGCUCGGUGGCACCGUCCCCUUGCCGGACUCUCCACCAGUGGCGCCGCCAGUAGCCCUACUCUUCCUUGGAGGCUCCAAAGCUCCAGUGGAACCAAGAGCAUCCGCAACCGUUCUAGAAGGAGAGGUUCUGAUCGUGGAAUAUCAGCCACCUCAGUGGGACGGCCGCGAUUUGGAAGCCUUCAUUGCCUGGGAAAAGAUUUACGCUUCAACUCUGUUUUCGGCGGUCGAGUUGUACGGGAAGCCGCUGCUGCGCGCUGCGGUCAUCACCAAAGAAGAGUAUCAUCUUCUAUUCUACUACCUGGAGUCUGUAUCGGAAGCCAGCGAAGCUCUCACGGAACGAAUGAGGAAAUACAUUGAUUCUGGCUUGCUGAUAAAUGAUUGCAAUAACGAUGACGAUGACUCAAAUUUACUAGAAAAGUCUUCUAUCAUAGAAGAACCAAAAAGUAUAUUAACUGAACUCGUUCAAGAAGGUGUGCUAACUCAACAUGAUGUCGAUACAUCAUCAGUUAUAACGAACUCGGAAUUCAACGACUCGACUACAACAGACAAUCGAAAAAUUGACGAUGAUAAUCGAUCUAGCGUUUCAUCUGCCAGUCUUCGCAAAGUGAUCGUCGACAUUCCAAUAGAUUGCGAUGAAUCAGUGGCGGAUAGUUCAAUUAUAGAUACUACUGAUAAUGUUACGACAGUCACUAUUAGAACGAGUGGUCAAUGCUGCGAUGAUCACAGGAUAUCGGCUGACGCUACCGAAAACGUUUGGGCUAAUGUGAGAUGGGACUUCCUCAAUCCUUCAGAUUUUGGCUAUGAUCAAAUUCCUAGCGUUAAAAGAAGUCGUUCUGACUCAGCCAUCACACCUGUUUCUCAAAGAAAAAAUGAAGAUAUUUAUGAAAGGCUUCACGACCAGGACGUUGAAGCUGAAUCGUGCGGAAGUAUAACUCCAUACGAAUCGAUAGAGGAUUUAUAUGACUGCAUCAAAAAUGCUCAGUAUAGUAGUGCCGCGGCUGAGGAGUCCUCGCCGUCCACCGAGAGCCAGUCAGAGCCUCAGUAUCCGGACUAUUAUGAGAAGUCGAGCACGACCCGUCAGAGUUCCGCAAGCAGCGAAAAAAGCGGAGCCUCAUCCGCGUUUCCGUUUUCGAAAUGCGGAUCGAGCGAUUCCACAGACGCGUUUACGUCGUGCGAGUCGACUAGCGGGAUAAGUACAUUUGCAACGAAGAGCAUCCCCGAGUCGCUCAAGUGCCGGGAACUACCUCCUCCGCCGGCGGAAGGAGACUCGAGUGAGAGCGCCAUCCUCUUGAAACAGUUGUUCACUGGUGAACUAAUGGACGCGUAUGGAGAGUACCUGUCGGCGUAUCCCUACGCCCGAGCGCUGCUACGCCGCAAGAUACGACGGGACGAGCACUUCGCGGCCCUCGCCGACAUACGACGAGGCGCUGCCAAGUAUACCAUUAGCGAAUACCUCGAAUUACCGAUCGAACGGCUUGCGCAAUACGAGCGGCUGGUGGGCGGCGGCUGCGCCCGGCGGCGCGCGGCGCGGCUCUCCGACCUGGAGCGCGUGCAGGACCUGUUCCCGCACGACUACCUCGCGCUGCACGACGCUGACGCGCCCGCCGCACUCGCCUCACAUCAUGCACAGAAACAAAAAAGCCUACGCAAGCGGCCGAGCUUGGACAUCGGCGGGACGAUCAGCGCCAGCAGCAGCUCGCUGUCUCCCCGAACCUUCAUCAUGGAGGCGCCCGUCCAGCUCAGCCCGCUCGGCACCACCUCCCCACCGCUCGACAGGCACCUGUUCCUCUUCAGCGACCUCCUACUCGUUGGCAAGUCGCGAGGAACCAACUGCUUCAAGUUAAAGGAGAGCGUCAGGCUCGCUGAAGUCUGGAUCUCCUUGUCUGAAGGUGAUGAUACCGGCUUCCUGAUCGGAUGGCCGACUAUCACCGGUGUUGCCAAUUACCUCGCCAUAUACCCCACUCAGGCAGCUAGAGACACUUGGUAUAGGAAAAUCCAAAAUGCUUUAAGUGCUCAACUCGCCACAGAACCAAAGUCUACGAAUAUUCAGAUAUUUUAUAAAGAUGCAACAAGUUCAAUAGAAUUCUGUAAGACAGUAUCUGUGAGCCCUGAGAUGAGCGCUCGCUGCGUGGUGCGGCAGGCGUUGCACGUGCUGCAGACAGGCGGCGCAGAGGGCGAGGGUGACGCCGAGCACGACGACCACGAGGUGGAGGGCCGCUGGGGCGCGGCCAGUGAGUUCACGCUGUGCGUCCGCACUGGAAGAGAUGCCCCGCCUACUCCGCUCAAGGGGAUCGAGAGACCUCAUGCUGUACAGAUGUCGCGAAUAAGACAAACUUUGUCAAACGAAGAUGGCUUCGAUUUAGAGCAUGUUAACGCGAAGAACAAUCCGUGCGGACUGGUCUUUGAAUUGAGAAAGAAGAAUCAAGGAAUAAAAAACGGCAACUCGAGUGGCGGUCGCGGUUUGCGGCUGCUCCGCCGCGGCGGGCGCCUGUUCGGCGUGGCGCUGACGCGGCUGUGCGGCGGCGCGCCCCCGCCCGCGCUGUUGCUGGCGCUGCGCCGUCUGCGGGCCCUCGCGCCCCUCACACACGGCGUCUUCAGAAGGAGCGCCAAUGCUAAGGCCUUGAGACUUCUAAGGGAUAAGUUGGACACUCUUGGUCCUUGGGCGGAAGGCUGUCCAGAACUGGAGCGGGCUCCCGUGCUGCUUCUCGCCGCACUGGUCAAGGAGUUCUUCCGCGCUUUGCCGCAGCCACUGCUCGCGACAGAACUAUACCCGGCCUGGCUGCAUGUCUUAACGUUAUCACAAAGCGAGAAGGUGACAGCCGUGCGAUCACUACUUCUGAAGUUGCCGAAGGCUCACUACACCAUGCUGACCUACUUCAUCUGUCUCCUGCAAGCCAUCGCUAAGAAGUCCAACAUAAACCUCAUGUGUCCCAUGAACCUCGGCGUGUGCGUCGGCCCCAGCCUGCUCUGGCCGAACACUCCCUGUGACAAAGCUCCCAAAGCAGUGCCAAUGAUCGUAGAACUACUCAUUGUUAAAGCUGACGUAUUAUUUGGGCCGCAAAUCUCAGGUCUUCUGGGAAAUGGCACCCCUGAAACAUCGAACGCAUUACUGGAUUCAGGCGCAGAAGAAAGCGAUAGCCUACACUCUGUUGGAAUAUCGUUAGAUUCCAUGGAACUGUCGACACCUCGCAAAGAAAAACUAUCCCUUAGCCGUGAUUCAGGGUUGACACUUUCAGAAGAUGACUCAAAUAGCAACGGAGGAAACAGUCCAGCUCCCCGAAACAUCCUACACAGUUUGUCAGCGCCCACCUGCAACAUGCAACAGGAAUCGAAGUUGGUGGUUCGGUACAACAUUGACAACCACAACGUGUCAGGUUUACCUCAAGUUAAUCAGAGGCCGAAUAUAUAUUCAAACAAAGCAGAACUCUAUAGUACAGUCAAUGAUGAGCUUUACACGACGCCAUAUAUGGGAGAAAGAUACGUACAUAAUUCCAUAAAUAUUGGAAUCUCAAAUGGUAUUGACGAAAGGAAUUAUGUAUCUAAAACCGCAUUACAGCGUUCAACAGCCGACAUAUACGAUCAAAGUCCCGCAAAGUAUAUAACAGGGUUGGAGCCACAAAAACCACCGAGAAGUAACGUUUCCAAGGCAGCCCGUACAUCAAAAGUGUACAGUAUGUUUGCGGAGACACAAGAAACUGAUAAAAAUGUCUCCAAUAAAAACUUCAGCAGAGCAAAAAGUUCGGACAACCUUUUAGAAUCGAAACAGGAAAAUAUUGAUAAUAAACGCGACCUGGUUUCUAGUCAAGAAAACAUCGUGUAUAGCAACAUACACGAUCUAGCCAUGUUCACAGAAAAUAUUCAACGACAAAAUCAAUAUCAAACGCAUGCAGAAGUUUCGAACUCCAACUAUUCCCGAGUGUACACGGGAUGGGAGAAGAAGAGUGCUAACUACAACAGCAAAUCUAAUAAUUGUAACGCCGAAAAUAUCUACGGUCAGAUGGCGAAGAAACAGGGUGAGACCUCGCAAUCCAGAGCGGAUGGGAACGUAACACCGGCAGCCACCAUUUUUACACGAAAUGACUGGACUCGUCAAGCUGCGAGGACUAAGAGCUUAGAAGUUAGUGAAGAAGUACAUGCAAACAAUGAGAAAAUGCGCAAUGGAAAUUACGAAAUCAAUGUUACAAAUUGCUGUCGGAAGAGACGGUUCGACCCCGCACACAUGUGCACCAAGAGCUGCACUGUGCCAACAGCGGCGACCAGAGAACAUGAAAACCACAAAAUGAAUCCUCUACAAAACUCAUAUUCGUACGUCGAAAACAUCCACAAUAAUAAUAACUCUGAGGAAAAUAAAAAGUCAAGGCUACGUAAUUACAAUACCAACAAAUUAAAUCAAUCCAAGUCGCUGGCGAACAUUAUUCUGCACAGCGACUCGAGUAGCAGCGACACGUUAUACCAGCCGCAAAACUCGUUCAACAGUCGUUCCACUGAGUCACCGGCCAGUGAGAAUUCAUUUGAGAACUGCUACACCACCCAAUACAUCGACCCCCUCUACACGUCGGUGUACAACCGUCGCAGGGACAUAUUCCACGACAUGAAGUCGUCGAACAUGUUCCCUUCCGACAUUUAUAAAGCGACGCCCACGGCCGUCAAACCUGAGUACAAUAACUCAGAAAAUGAACAGAAUAAUAAUAAGAAACCACCUCACAUGCCGCCACCGGUACCUCCAAGGAAAAUGGUGUAUCAGAGAGUGCUAAAGAAGUUCCAGCCGGUGCACGUGAACAAGGACGAGAAGAACUUACGAUCCAAGUCUGUGCCGCGACUAUACAGAGAGCCGUCCAACGGUGCUGACAAGAAGGGACAGAACAUCAUAGCUUUAGACGGCUCAGAGUCAGAUACCGAGUCGGAAUCAUACGUAUAGGACGCUGUGGAAGCACAAACUAAUGACUUACAUGUAAAUGGAGAUUUAUUUAAAUUAUUAAUAAUGCAUACUAUGUGUCAAAGUAAUAAUGAUCUGUGUUGAACAAAAACUGUUAUUGACUUAGAAUUAAUUAAUCUCGAUAUUAGACACUCUAAUGUUUUAAACCAGUUUGUAUACUACUUACUACGUUUUAAGACACUAUGAUUACAUAGUGAUAAUAUAAGGAAUAUCUUUUGAAUCCCGCCUUAAAAAUUAUAAUAUGUGACCAUAACCAGAAUUGUUUUGGUGAUGUAAUUCCAAAGACGUAAGAAUAGUUUCAAACUUAAUGGUAUUAUGUAGAUGGAUGUAUCAAUGGGAUAAUCUAACUUUUAUAUAUGUUGUCCUCGCGAAUGAAAUAAAAGAGGACUUAUUGAUGCCAAUCAGCUAUUGAAUUUUAAUUAACGUUAGAUAUUUGUCGUAGUGUACCUAAUACUAAAACAUAGCGCUGGUUGUUUUUUGAAUAUUUUAUCUUUAAAUAAAAAAAUUGCAUGUCAGAUUCAGAAAAUAUAUUGGAGUAAAUUUUUUUAUUAAUCUCGAGAAUUUUAUUGAUUUUGUAAUGAAAUGUAUCAUGAAUAGGACCUUUUGAAUUGUACUUGGAUUUAAUUGUUACUUUUACGAUGUAAUAACGUUUAUAAUCUCUCUAUCGUACGUGACUAGCGCUGUUAAACUAUGACUUUUUGUGUCAUCUUGUAUCUGGAGAUAUUAAAGUAUAUUUGAUAAUGUAAUUAAUGAAAGCCUGCCUGUGUAUAUAAUGUAAAUUGUACGUACAUUUAUAAUAAAAAUAUAUUAAAUGGUUUUAAUUAUGAAA
Molecule: messenger RNA, 6651 nt
Organism: Trichoplusia ni (cabbage looper)
Lineage: Eukaryota; Metazoa; Arthropoda; Insecta; Lepidoptera; Noctuidae
Exons: 11
Coding region: 489-5804 (1771 amino acids)
Biological process (GO): signal transduction
Molecular function (GO): GTPase activator activity; guanyl-nucleotide exchange factor activity
Source: RefSeq, a predicted model, not a curated record